Molecule: messenger RNA, 648 nt
Organism: Verruconis gallopava
Lineage: Eukaryota; Fungi; Ascomycota; Dothideomycetes; Venturiales; Sympoventuriaceae
Exons: 1
Coding region: 1-648 (215 amino acids)
Source: RefSeq, a predicted model, not a curated record
AUGCUCGACCAGCUGACUUGCGUGUCGAAUACACUGCCGCUGCAUUUUACGUAUUCCGAAGAACUUUACGACGUAUUCACCGAGCUUCUUCGGCCACUACCACUACCCGUCUUCAGAAACUUCCUGGCUACUCUGCCUCCGGAGCCCGGGCCUUUCCCUCCGCACUGGCACAUCGCUCUGCUCAUCAACAUGUUGCUGCCCUUCCUGGCAGCUCCGCCUCGGAAAGCCCAAAUCUUCAACGUGACACAGAACGACCUGAUCAAGCACUACCUUCCGCACGCUGCAAACGCAAAUUCGGCGGCCGAAAACGCAAAGAUGAGCCUGCUGGUCGAGCACAUAUUGUUUUAUAUGUUCAGCGAAGGACGAUUGGAGCCCAGCAUCGAGUUGACCAACGCCGUGGAAAAGGGAAUACGCGCUCGAGCGGUCAAAGCGACCGGCGAUGCUAGGCGGAGGGGCAAGGGCAAAUCCCCAGAGGAACAGGCCGCCAAGGGCGUACUCGAUAUGAGUGCUGAGCGCAUCAGAGUGCUGCUGGGAAUGCUCGAUCCUGCCACCAGCAUCGGUGGUAUUGCUGACGCGGACGCGAGUUUCUCGUCGAGCCAGCUUUCAGACCUCACUGCCACGCCUUCGGUAGACGACGAGGAAAACUGA